This is a messenger RNA of Gongylonema pulchrum, 251 nucleotides long. NCBI's taxonomy places the organism in Eukaryota, Metazoa, Nematoda, Chromadorea, Rhabditida, Gongylonematidae. The record is from the annotation of a GenBank genome assembly.
AUGAUGGAAUGCGGAUCGUCAUCAUCAUCGCACACCAACGUGCUACAUCUGUUAGCUGCCAGUAGGAGCCCGACAGCAUUGGAUGCCAUCCAGAAUCUGUUGAAAACAGGGCAACGGCAUGUCAACGAACGUGAAGCGGAAGGCUUAACAGCACUGCAUGUGGCCGCUGCUUGGGAUAAUUUGGCCAUCUGUCAGCUACUGAUGUUCUACGGUGCCGAUCCUUUCCUGCCGGAUGAUAAUGGAAGGUGAUA